This is a messenger RNA of Daucus carota subsp. sativus, 4219 nucleotides long. RefSeq lists its product as uncharacterized. NCBI's taxonomy places the organism in Eukaryota, Viridiplantae, Streptophyta, Magnoliopsida, Apiales, Apiaceae. The transcript has 15 exons. Bases 147 to 3887 code for a protein of 1246 amino acids. The record is from RefSeq and is a predicted model, not a curated record.
AAUUCAAACAGCCAUAGGUUGUGCAAAUUCCCGCACAAAAAACACAAUCCGUCCAGUAAAAUCACAAGCAGACACACACACCCACAACCCUAAAUUAUACCAAUCCAGCAUCAAUUGGAUCCCCAUACAGCAGCAAUUGCAGUGAAAUGAACUGUAACAGCGAAACCGAAGAAGAAACAAUCGCCGUCAACAAAAAGCGAGCACGCCGCGUGAGCUUCGCGGAGAACACAUCGGUCCACAUCUUCGACCGUGACGAGGAGACCGAGAGUCCUACAGAUCCCCUUGCUAUUUCAACUGAUGUCAAUCCCACUGAAUUAGGCCUUUUUAAUGACGAGUUAGGGUUUCGCCGCAACUCAAUUGACCCCAAGGAUAUUCUUCGAAAUGAUGAUGAGGAAGAAGAAGAAGAUGAUGAUGACGAUGAUGAUAUGGAUGCACGUCCUUCGUUUUUUCGACCCAUGGAGUCUCCUUCGUCGGGAAGUGGCUUUGGUUCUGCUACCUCAAAUGAUGAAGACAAUUUUUUUGGUCCUGUAUCGGCCAGCUUCAUUAGACCUGGACGGCUGUCAGACUCUGCGACCUAUGAUGAUAAUCAUGAAGUUACUAUGGAUUCGACCGCUUUUUCUAUGAAUUUUCGUAGCCUUGCCAAGUCUGAUUCGGGAGGGGACUUACUGACUUCAACAGGGGUUCAUCUUACCUUUGACGAGAAAACACCAACCCAGGACUGUAUCCCCAGUAAUGAAGGCAGUACUAUGGUGCUGACUGUAGCUAAAAGACCAAACCCACAGUCUUCUCCACCUACUGCAAAAUUGAGAAGGAACAGUGAUUCAAAUGAUAUGAGCCUUGUUGGAGAAAUUUCUCGUCAAUAUGACUACGGCGGACUCUCUCCUGGAUUAGAUAAGCUCUUGGCACAGACCAGCAAGGAUUUGCAUGCUUCUGAUGAAACUGGCUAUAUAGAAUCGUUGAAGAACAUCAAAAGUGGGAUUUCACUGACUAAGGAGCAUGGGCUCGCUCAUAGUAUUGUAGAUGGUGAUGAAGAAUACAAAGAAAUGGUGAGAAGUUCUACUUCUCAUGGUGGAAUUAGUCCCACUGAAGUUGUUUCUAUUGAGCAAAACAUCUCCGCCACUGGUUGUGGCACCCUAUCUAGUCUGGAAACCAAACAUCAUGAAUUGGGUGGGUCUACACUGCAGGUAUGGAACUCCCCAUUGAUCAGUUCUAUCAAUUCUCUUUCCCCUAAGCAAAGGCAGAUAGUUGACGAUAGUCUUAAUCUUUCUAAAUCUCCAUGGCACAUGACUCCUAGCCUGAAACAAGCUAGUUAUUUUGUGGGCAGUGAUGACAGAAUGCAUAAAAAUAGUGCAUCUUCCAUUCAGAAAAGCAUUUCUAAACUUGAAUUACUUCAAGCUUCUCCUUUUUCUGUUGCAGUAAGUGCAAAAAUUAGUAGUUCAAAUUUUAGACCCUUACAUUACCUUCCUAGGACUCCAUUAGGGAGUGCGUUGAAGAGCAAAUCAACCUAUGUCAAAGAUGCAGAUGGUGAUCGGACUGAAAGUUUUAUUCAGGAAAAAGGAGAUCGAAAGCAGGAUAAGAAGAUUGAGACUCCGAAGGACAUCAGAUGUAUUGUGCCUGCUAAAGGUCUUAGAAGUGCGCUAAAAAGUGGCAGAUCUCCAUAUAAUGUUUCUGCUGCAAACCCAUAUGCAGAUCAGCAGAAGAAAGAAUCAGGCUUAGUGACUUUGCUACCUCAGUCUUUUUGCCCUCCUGAACAAAGUGAGCAGCAUGUCUUGUCAUCAGAUGAUCCCAGUGAAGUGAAGUUGGUUACAGGUGGAACUGAUGCCUCAAUAAUUGGGGUUACUCUUGAGUGCAUGGAAGGUAAGAGAGUAAUUGGUACACCACACAAUUCAACAUCUCCUGUGUGCAGAAAAAUAGACGGGAUGUCAUCUACUUUGCCAAACUAUCUGGGAACACAAUCCCAGGAAAAAUCUGACCUAAGAGGAGAUGGUGCCAGUGCAUGUUUUUUGGCUGCAACUGUAGAUAAUAAGGAACCUUUGUCACAUCAUGGUAGGGUGGAAUCUAGCUCACCUAUUGUCCAUAACAAUCAUUGCAGAGGCUCGCCUGUAGCUGAAAACCUAAAUGAUGGGGACAUCUAUCAUGCUGAAAAUAAUCAAGGUAAUUGUGGGACCAUUAAGAAAUCUCCCAUCCCCUUGGAACAUCGAGUGUCCCACAUCUUCCAAUAUAAAACACCUAAUGGAGACUCUGAAACUGAAAGAGAACAAAUCAAUGCAAGGAAUGAUCUGGUUGAUGAAGGGGAGCAUGUUUCAUUUUCACAAAAAAGUGCAAAUGACCCAUCCAUCAGAAAGAAUCUGGGAACAUUGUUUGCUCAAAGUCCUGGAAACGAAGAAAAAAAUGUGAUACACAGUGACAGUAUUUAUCCCAUCUCAAUAUUAGGAAGACAAUCUCCCAGUUCCAAUCAAGUGACUACUGUAGUUGGAAGCUAUACACGUAAAAGAAGUAACGAAGAGAUAACACCUCAGGAUGAAAGCACAAAGGCUAAGAAGAGUCCGAAACUCUGUAUAGGUGGUUGUGAUCCUGACGUUUCAAAAUGCAGUGUCAGCCCAGGGUCUACAGGUGGCAAUGUUCUUAAGCAUUGGGUUGAUAUUCAGUCGAAAAUUUCAGAAAUUACAAAGAAUUUGCUUUCUCUGCCUGCUGAUGAGCUCAGUUUACAAUCGAUUGAUGUGCUGGAAGAUAUUGUAGUUGGCCUUCUGAGGAAACAAAAAUAUCAAAUGCUUCGUGCUGACAUGCAGUCUCAGAAAACAAAUCACCCUUUGAGCAAUCAUCAUCACAUAAGAGUUGUUGAAGCUAAAUCGCAUUUACAUAAGCUCAUUGAAGAGAAGGCAAAAUUGCAGCUGAAGCGUGUGAAGCGGGAUAUAUCGCUGAAAAAGGCUCAAAUUAUGAGGUCUGGAGUUCAGGAGUGUCAAAUGUUGAGGUCAGAUCAUUCAGUACUUCAUCCACAGAAAGCUUUAAAUGUACAAGCUGAUAUCCAUCCCCAACGUUUCAGUGACAGACAGCUUCAGUCUUCCCAAGACAAGGUUACUGCCUUGGAGGAGGUUUUGGAAGAUUUAGAGAGAAGUGUUACGAAGUUAACAGAAUCAUUCCUUGUGCGCUGUAAGAUAAAAGAAAAACUGGAUUCUGCAGAAACUGUUGUGUUGGUCAAUGACUAUUUGACAAAGAGAGCCUGUUGCCGGUUUUCACGCUUAGAUAUGCAGUUGUGGGAUAUUGUCCAUUUGGAGAACAGGAACGGGCAUAGCAAUAUUUUACUGAACUACCUCGGUUUCAUCACGCAGAGGGUAAAUGUUGUGUUUCGCCCAGUUUCAAUCGUUUCUGUUUCCUAUGAACUUCACAAUAUGAACAUAAUCAAGAAUUUACCAGGCGUGGAUGCUCGCACUGCAUUUGCAUAUGUCUUUGAUGCUGAGCCCACAAGGAAGUAUGUAAGUUCUAGAAGUGUGGCAGAGGAAACACAAAUAAGCAGCUUACUUCUAGGUAGUAUGCUAGAUGUGGUAGAGGAGGUACAGUUAGCUCGGUUAGAACUUCGUAAUCUCAUUCAGUGUACCUUCUGCUCUGAGUCAGUUGAACAGCUUGAUUUGCAGCUUUAUUUCCUUAAUCUUAAAAGUGGUAAAAGAGCAACCUUUACUUUCGACUUGUCCUGUUUAAAAAGGGGGGUCUAUCCUUCAGAAAUCAUUCCCUCAAUAAUGAAAGCUCCAGCUGAUGAGCAACAGAAGUUCUGUUCAAAGCAAAUUUUAAGUGAAGUCAGAGCUGCUGUUCAGAGUCUUAGAGUUGGAUAUCUUAGGAUUAUACGAGCAUGUAGGUGCAUUUCCCAGGCCAUCGAAGCGUCAAAUAGUUAAAAGGAUACAGCUCGGAGGAUCACAAACCAGGAACUGACUUUUUUGGAUAACGAAAACUGAAACCAACUUGUUUCUUCAAUUUUUACGUGGAAGUAUUCGAUUGACGAAUAGGAAUUCGGCCACCUCAAUUUUAUCUGCAUUGAGUUUGAAUUCAUAUGUUUCUCUUUGCUGGUCAAUCUAUUUGACCUUGUCUUUUGCCAGGUAUGUCAUUUAAAUUUCCUGGGCUUUCAUGAGGUGUGAUAUAUGUUGUAAAGUUGGCACAAAUAUUUGUGAUAACAAUGAGACCCGGAUACAUUGAAACUGCAAUAUGCAUUCUGGAAGUCUUGUUAUCA